Phaedon cochleariae (mustard beetle) is the source of this 258-nucleotide messenger RNA. The record is from the annotation of a GenBank genome assembly. Lineage: Eukaryota; Metazoa; Arthropoda; Insecta; Coleoptera; Chrysomelidae.
AUGAGGUACGAGACUGACAAUGGUAUAUACGCACAAGAAGAAGGGAUAGUGAGAAAAAUAAACAAGGACAACGUGGACAUAUUAGUUCUAGGAUCCUUCCUCUACACAUCUCCUGAAGGAAAAGAAGUAUCGCUGAAAUACACGGCGGAUGAAAACGGCUUUCAUCCUCAAGGAGACCAUCUGCCGACUCCUCCGCCAAUACCUCCACAAAUUCUCAGAGCCCUGGAAUGGAUAGCAGCGCACCCGUCAAAUCAAUGA